Molecule: messenger RNA, 2689 nt
Organism: Trifolium pratense (red clover)
Lineage: Eukaryota; Viridiplantae; Streptophyta; Magnoliopsida; Fabales; Fabaceae
Product: scarecrow-like protein 30
Exons: 1
Coding region: 479-2452 (657 amino acids)
Biological process (GO): regulation of DNA-templated transcription
Cellular component (GO): nucleus
Molecular function (GO): sequence-specific DNA binding; DNA-binding transcription factor activity
Source: RefSeq, a predicted model, not a curated record
GCUUUAAGAGGACGACUUCAUGACUCCUCAUAAAGCAAUGUCAGAAUGAAGAUUUAAAAACAUUAAUUAUGAAUAUAUCUGUAGAGGUCCACCUCAUAAAGUCUUUAAUCACCUUCCUUGAAACUUCUCCGAAUCACAGAAAAAUCUCUUCUCAUAAUUUAUUAAUUAAGUAUAAAAUCAACAGAUAACACUUCUUCUACAAGUUUCCACCGUGCUUAUCAUUUCUUCCAACUUCUUCUGUUGACCAUUCUUCCAAAAUAAAUAACAAACCCACUUUUUUGGUAAGGAAUCGCUUAUUUUCAUUUCACUUAGAUUAGAUUCCACAAAUUCAUUCAUUCCUUAUUUUUAUUUUUUUGUUUUUUCUUGUCCCUUUAUUCAACAAAAAUCAUUACCUUAAUUUCCUAGAUCUGUUCCUAUCUUCGUAAAAAAUAAGGUUAAUUUCUCCUUCAGAUUAUAAUCUUUGUAACAAACCAACACCAUGUUAUCUACCGAUACACUUGUUGAGAAUUUUCCUGGUUCUGUCAAUGGAUGCAUGUUUGGAAACAUUCCUGUCUCUGUUUUUUCAAAUCAGAAUCCAGAAAAUGGUUUCAAAUUUGAAGAUUCAAAUUCAAUUUCAAUAUCCCCUUCAACUCAUUCAGAUUCUCCAAAUGAUUCUGGUACAACCUCAAAUGUUGAAUCUUCUGAGAGUAGUAAAUAUUCAAAUCCUAUUCUUAGAUUUAUAAGUGAUAUUCUCAUGGAUGAAGAAGAUUAUUUGGAGAAAAAACCUUGUAUGUUGCAAGAUUGUUUGAAACUUCAAGCUGCUGAAAAAUCAUUUUAUGAUGUUUUAGGUAAUAAUAAUAAUAAUAAUUUUGAAGCAGGAACAGUAACUAGUACUAGUUCUGAGAGUUAUAGUAAUUCUAGUUAUACCACUGAUAAUUCUGUAGUUGAUUAUGAUUCACCUGAAAAUAAUGCCUAUGAGGUGUUUGAUAAAAUGCCUCAAGCUGUUUUCAAUUUUCCAAGUGAUGCUUGGAAUAUGAAUCAAGAGGGUACUUUGAUUUUGGGUUCUAGAGGAGGAUCAAGGGAAAAGAGAGGUCUUUUGAUGAAUGAUGUUGGUAUUUUACAUGAAGAGGAUCUGAGAAGUAGCAAGGUUUCAGCUGUUUAUUCUGAUGAUUCAGAGUUAUCAGAGAUGUUUGAUGAGGUACUUCUUUGUAAGGAUGGUAAAAGUCCAUCCAUUUUUGGUGCUAAUUCUGAACCAUCAUCGCUUUCACAUGUUUCUAGUUCAUUAGGAUCUAAUGGAAAAACAUCGCGUUCUAAGAAAGGUUCAAACAAGGUUAAAAAACUAAGUUCUACUGUAGAUUUAUGGACUUUGUUAACUCAAUGUGCACAAGCUGUUGGUAGCUAUGAUCAAAGGAAUGCAAAUGAUAUACUCAAGCAGAUUAGGCAGCACUCUUCAGCGCAUGGUGAUGGACUCCAGCGUUUAGCUCAUUACUUUGCUGAUGGCCUCGAGGCGCGGUUAUCUGCCGGGACACCAAUGUAUAAACAACUGCAGUCAUCGUCUUCUGCAGAUAUGCUAAAAGCUUACAAAGUUUACAUCACAGCAUCUCCAUUUCAACGGAUGUCGAAUUUCUUAGCAAACAGAACUAUUCUCGGUCUGGCACAAAACAAAAGCAGCCUCCAUAUUAUUGACUUUGGUGUUUUCUAUGGCUUUCAGUGGCCUUGCCUCAUUCAGCGUCUUUCGGAAAUGCCUCAGGGGCCACCGAGGCUUCGAAUUACAGGAAUUGAUCUUCCUCAGCCAGGAUUUAGGCCUGCAGAAAGAGUUGAGGAGACAGGUCGGCGACUUGAGAAGUACUGCAAGAGGUUUGGAGUUCCAUUUGAGUACAAUUGUCUUGCACAGAAAUGGGACACUAUCAGACUUGAGGAUCUCAAGAUUGAUAGAGAAGAAGUAACAGUGGUUAACUGUUUAUACAGAUUGAAGAACCUUUCUGAUGAAACGGUGACGGCGAAUUGUCCGAGAGAUGCUGUGUUGAGGUUGAUAAGGAAGAUUAAUCCAAACAUCUUCAUACAUGGAGUAGUGAAUGGAACAUAUAAUGCACCAUUUUUUCUUACUAGGUUCAGAGAAGCACUGUUUCAUUUCUCAUCAUUGUUUGAUAUGCUUGAAGCUACUGUGCCGCGUGAAGAUCCAUAUAGGUUGAUGUUUGAGAAAGGGUUAUUUGGAAGGGAUGCAGUGAAUGUGAUAGCUUGUGAAGGAGCAGAGAGAGUUGAAAGGCCAGAGACUUACAAGCAGUGGCAGGUUAGGAACAAGAGAGCAAGGUUCAAGCAACUUCCUUUGGCUCCAGAAUUGGUGGAUAGGGUGAAGGAAAUGGUGAAGAAGGAAUAUCCGAAAGAUUUUGUAGUUGAUGAGGAUGGGAAGUGGGUUCUGCAGGGUUGGAAAGGACGUAUUCUGCAUGCUGUUUCUUGUUGGGUUCCUGCUUAAACAAAUUACCAAAUUAUUAGUCCUAGCACACUCUUUUUCUAGGGAUUUUUUCUUUUUUUGUUUACUAAUUUGUGUGUGAACGUAGUAAGCUGCAAAGUACUGAAUAAGGGUAUAUUAAUCUUGGAUUUAAGUAGAUUUAAAUCAUCAUAAUAUACUUUUAAGUUGAAUUAAGAUUGGAUAUAUUCUUAUUGUAUGUACUUUAUAUACAAGUUUAUAGCAGUUUAUGCAUUGGCUCUA